ACUCUAGUUAAAAAGUUCGUGCAAAAUAUAGAUUCAACUGCAGAAAUCAGUAAGGUAUCCAAAAAUUAUGUCAUGCAUCUCUCUCUCUCCAUAUUUUUUUAUUUUAUUUUUUUGCAAAACAAUAAACAUAAUCAAUGGCUGCUUCUAGCCUCUUACAGGGGAGUUGCUUUGCUUUUCAAUUUUCUUCUUUCUAUCACCACUAAUCGCUUUUUCAGAGCGAGAUUUUUUGGUGCAGGAAAGGAUAAUAAAGAAGAGAGUAGCAGUAGUGGCAGAAACAUACCACUUCAGAAAACGCAAUCCGCCAGAGAGAAAAAAAGAAGCAAAAGCUGGAUAAGACGACAAUUCUCCAGACAAACAAAUGUGGAACGUGAUUUUGGUGGUGAUGAGUACCCUGCCGCUAUUGCAGCAACUGCUUUGGCCAUUCAAUCACUUGAAGAAUCAAGAACUGGGGAUCAGGAAAAGCCAACUCGUGGCCCUGAUACAUCCUUAGUAAAGAUGAAGAGCAAAGGCAAAGCAGAAGAUAUAGGAAAUUUAUCUGAACCACGCAAAGGUUCAAUAAAACUCUCAGAUUUUCUAUCAGAUGAAUCUUCAAAGACGAAUUCAAAAGAUACAGACAUCAAGGCACCAAUAAGCACUACGGCAAGUAAAAAGAUGACAGAAAAGGAAGUUGGCACUGCACCAUCCAUCGAGAAGAAGCCAACUUUUGCUUAUACUGAUCCAAACGACAUAAUAAUCGACAAUAUACCCGAAAUAGCCUCGCCAGAGAAGGCUGCUGAACCUGUUACAUCCAUGGGAAGGCAUCCUACAUCCGCAGAAAAGCAAAUAAACAUCACAGGUGAUGAAACUUUUGAAGCCAUACAGCGAAUUCCUGAUCAUCCACCCACCAUACAAACCACAACACAUCCAGUUGAGAAUAAACAGCAGAUUCCGACUAAACCAGGACCAGGAAAUGCUGAGGCAGAUGCUUGGGAAAAAUCUGAGAUGGCUAGAAUUAAAGAAAGGUAUGAGAAGCUGAUUACUAGAAUUCAAAAUUGGGAGACUAAGAGGAAGAAGAAGGCAAAACGCAAACUACAAAGCAUAGAGGUUGAAGUGGAUAGUAAAAAAGCAAAAGCCAAGCAGAAGUACCCCAGUGAGAUAAGAAGAAUUGAAGGAAUUGCACGAGGAGCAACCACACAGGCAGAAAAAAAUCGAAGAAAUGAAGAGCUUAAAGUAAUAGAGAAGGCUAAUAAAUUUAGAUCAACUGGGAAGCUUCCAGCAACAUGUCUGUGCUUUUGAAUCUCACAAGCGAAAGGCUUCAUGAAAAAUCAAGUUGUAAGAGCUGUAAAUACCUGCAGACUUUCAAGCUGUAAUGUUACUGGCUCAAGCAGAGAAAAUUCUAUUAUUUUGCACAAAGUGAAUAUGUUUAAUUAUUUGCCGGUUUUAUUUAUUUCUGUUCCGAAUAUUUUAUUAAAUGGUGAUUUUCAAUUUUUAUGUGACAGACUCAAUUAUUUAUCCAAAUAUUAUCAUGGGUUUCUGUUUCAA
Messenger RNA from Olea europaea var. sylvestris, 1521 nucleotides. RefSeq names its product rRNA biogenesis protein rrp36-like. The record is from RefSeq and is a predicted model, not a curated record. NCBI's taxonomy places the organism in Eukaryota, Viridiplantae, Streptophyta, Magnoliopsida, Lamiales, Oleaceae. Bases 73 to 1275 code for a protein of 400 amino acids. The transcript is spliced from 5 exons.